Molecule: messenger RNA, 3370 nt
Organism: Desarmillaria tabescens
Lineage: Eukaryota; Fungi; Basidiomycota; Agaricomycetes; Agaricales; Physalacriaceae
Product: armadillo-type protein
Exons: 17
Coding region: 80-3157 (1025 amino acids)
Biological process (GO): protein import into nucleus
Cellular component (GO): cytoplasm; nucleus
Molecular function (GO): small GTPase binding; nuclear import signal receptor activity
Source: RefSeq, a predicted model, not a curated record
CUUGAUCUUUUCUCUUGUUAAUCCCUAACCACCAUCUUCCCUCAUCUCUCCCCCUUCCCCCCUUCCUCUGUCCGCUACGAUGACUGCGACUGCUCAGUUGAAGCAAGGAUAUUACAAGAAUCCGGAAUGUAUCCCUGCCCUCGCGAAUAUCAUCGCCAAUUCGGAAGAACAAGCUAUCCGCCAACUUGCGGCUGUAGAGUUGAGAAAACGCAUCGAUUACGAUAGUGGAAAGCUGUGGAUGCUCGUUCCCCAAACGGAGCGUGAACAGCUGAAGGCCAACUUUCCUGAGCUCAUCUUAAAAGAACAAAGUACCCUUGUCAGGCAUUCUGCCGCACGCGUCUUGGCCGCUAUCUCAUCCAUUGAAGUCCCUGCAGGCACCUGGCCACAGCUUCUACCCUUCCUCCACCAAGCCUGCACCUCUCCCGUGGUUUCCCAUCGCGAAGUUGGUACCUUCAUGCUAUAUUCCGUACUCGAGAACAUCUGUGAAGGUUUCCAAACUCACCUUGUGGAGCUCUUCAAGCUCUUCGGACAAACUAUCAAUGAUCCGGAAUCCAUCGAAGUUCGCAUCACUACAGUCAGAGCACUGGGUGUUAUCGCACAGUAUAUCGAUACUGACGACAAGCAGGAGCUCGCCAUGUAUCAAGCCCUCCUUCCUGCCAUAAUCCAAGUCAUUGGCCAGACGGUUGAGACCGGCAAUGAUGGGGGAGCGCGUCAUUUGUUUGACGUUCUGGAGACUCUGCUCAUCCUUGAAGUUCCUAUCCUUAGCAAAAACAUACCCGACCUUGUCAACUUCCUUCUCCAAUGUGGAGGUAAUCGCAACUUCGAGGCUGACCUGAGAGUUCUAGCUCUUAAUGCAUUGAACUGGACCGUUCAGUACAAGAAAUCCAAGGUCCAGAGUGCUGGUCUCGCUCCCGUAAUGUUGGAGCAUCUCAUGCCCAUUACCACUGAAGAAGAGCCCGAGGAUGUAGACGACGAGGCGCCUUCUCGGUCCGCUCUUCGCAUCAUCGAUGGUCUUUCAUCCAACUUGCCACCGACUCAAGUCUUCCCAUUUCUGCGAAGCCUCAUUGUGCAAUAUUUCUCAUCGGCUGACCCUGCCCAGAGGCGAGGUGCCAUGUUGGCUCUCGGCGUUGCCGUCGAAGGUUGCAGUGAAUUCAUGGGAUCCCAGAUGGCUCAAGUUUGGCCCAUGAUUGAAGUAGGUUUGCAAGAUAAUGAUGCUGGUGUCAGGAAAGCCACCUGUGCCGCUGUUAGCUGUCUCUGCGAGUGGCUUGAGGACGAGUGCGUUGCCAAACACGCCAUGCUUGUUCCAGCCAUAAUGAAUCUCAUCAACGAUGAGCCCACUCAGCGUGCUGCUUGUGGAGCUCUUGACACUCUCCUUGAGAUCUUGCACGACGUGAUCGAUCAAUAUCUUCAUCUUAUCAUGGAACGCCUUGCGGGUCUUCUGGAAACAGCGCCUCUUCCUGUUAAAGCUGUCGUCACUGGUGCCAUCGGGAGUGCAGCCCAUGCGUCCAGGGAACGUUUCCUUCCGUACUUUGAGCACACCAUGUCACGUCUUCAACACUUCCUUGUUCUCACUGGCGAGGGAGAGGAGACCGAACUUCGAGGCAUCACCAUGGAUGCUAUCGGAACGUUUGCCGAAGCCGUUGGCAAGGAUCUUUUCCGACCCUACUUCCCUGACAUGAUGAAGCAGGCUUUCCAAGGGAUUGAGAUGGAGAGUGCUCGUUUGAGAGAAUGCAGUUUCUUGUUCUUUGGCGUUAUGGCUAGGGUCUUCGGCGAAGAAUUUGCUCCUUAUCUGCCCAACGUUGUCCCUCCGUUACUGCAGAGCUGCAAACAGGACGAAGGUGGAGCCGAGUUUUCCGUCUCUGACGCCGUCGCAGCCUUUGACUCCGGCUCUUCUCCUUCCAAUGCUAUUGCAAUCUCUGAUGACGAUGGGCAUGGUGCCGAUGGUGUUGAGUUGGACGAUCUCGAUCUCAACAAGAUGAUGGACGUCAACAGCGCAAUUGCUGUUGAAAAAGAGAUUGCUGCUGACACCAUUGGCACUCUCUUCGCUUCCACCAAGCAUCAUUUCUUCCCUUAUGUUGAGUCCUGCUCCUUGGAGCUCACUGAGCUCCUUAACCACUACUAUGAGGGCAUCAGGAAGAGUGCGAUGGACUCUUUGCUUGAGAUUGUCAGAACCUUCUAUGAUUUGAGCGAUCACCAAGAUUGGGUCGCCGGCAAAGUUGUGCAAGUGCCUGUCCAAAGCACCGUGAGGGACCUCAUUAACCACGUCGUCCCAAAUUUAUUGGAUAUGUACCAGACCGAAGACAACAAGUCUGUUGUCUCUUCUCUGUGCGUUGGCUUCGCCGAAACUUUGAACAAGAUUGGUCCCGCGUUCGUCGACGGCUACCUCGACCGCGUUUCUGAGAUCGCCGUUCAAAUCCUCGGACAAAAGGCGUUCUGUCAACAAGAUCCUGACCAGGAUGAAGCUGAAGAGGCCCCCGAAGAUCAGGCUGAAUAUGACUCCGUCCUGAUUUCUUCCGCUGGAGACCUUGUGUCCGCCUUGGCCAAUAUCUUGGGUGCUGAUUUUGCUCCAGCAUUCGGCACGUAUUUCCCUCUCAUCUCCAAGUUCUACAAAAAAGGCCGUUCCCUUAGCGAUCGCUCAACCCCUUCUGAGCUCUUCUACCGCGCUUUAAGCGACGAAGAGCCCGAGGUUCUCAGCAAUGCAGCAUUUGGUAUUGGAUUGCUCGUCGAACAUUCUCAGAUGGACUUAUCACCACAAUAUCUUCACGUACUCGCUGCCCUCCAACCUCUCUUCGUCGUCCUGCCGACAGAUAAUGCGGCUGGUGCUGUUGCACGCCUCAUCGUGCGCAAUACUGCUGCUCUUCCCCUUGACCAAGUUCUUCCUGUAUGGCUCGGUGCGUUACCUUUGAAGAAUGACUUCCUCGAGAACCGCCCCGUGUUCCGCGCCAUUUUCCACCUAUUCCGGACCAACUCCAAUGUCCUCCUCCCUCAUCUUGAUACACUCUUACAAGAAUUUGCCGUAGUCCUUGACCCGAGUAAGCCUGACCAAGUUGGGGAUGAGGUUCGAGCAGAGUUGAUUCAACUCAUCGCUAUGCUGAACCAAGAGGACCCGACGAAGAUUCAAGCAGCGGGGUUAGCUGUGUUCGUACCGGGUGCUUGAGAUAAAUGAAUUGCUUCAAAUGUAUUCUCAUUUUAUAUUUCUUCACGACAUUUACUACUUGUUACGGAUCCAUCUACUUACGACGCAUGUUCUUGCUUUCUUUCAUCAUUUUUUAGAGUAGCAUGUUAUAUUGUUGGUACUAGUGUUAAGACCUUCGGCGGCCUAUUUGCUACGCGUGACGAAAAUGGACGCGUUGUUGGUGUGUGUUGAUCA